This is a messenger RNA of Synchiropus splendidus (mandarinfish), 5194 nucleotides long. It is a transcript of the gene plekha4, whose product is annotated as pleckstrin homology domain-containing family A member 6. Bases 115 to 3843 code for a protein of 1242 amino acids. The transcript is spliced from 24 exons. NCBI's taxonomy places the organism in Eukaryota, Metazoa, Chordata, Actinopteri, Syngnathiformes, Callionymidae. The record is from RefSeq and is a predicted model, not a curated record.
ACAGGCGCCAGGUACAUCAGGAGGAAGAGACCAACAGAGGAAGAGAUUGUGUGAAGAGAGUGUCGGUCAGGAGGAGGGCAGCCACACGGCCGAGGUGAGGAGAUCUGCCAAGUGAUGGAGCUUGAAGUCACCAGCAGGAGACCACCGUUAGUCAGAAUGGUGGACCAGGACCGAGUGAGUCAAGCUUCCAGCGUAGCCACCAUCUCUUACAUCCCAGUCAGAAUGGAACGUGAUGGGAAGGUUCAGAAUUUUGGGAAAAGAUGUCAAGCAGCGAAAAGAGACCCCAACUGCCCUGUCGUCAUCAGAGGUUGGCUGAACAAAAAAGACAGCUCUGGCUUGAAGCUGUGGAAGAGACGCUGGUUUGUCCUCUCCAACUACUGCCUGUAUUACUACAAAGACAGCCGAGAGGAGUCAGUUCUGGGCAGUAUCCCACUACCCAGCUACAAGAUACUGUUCUGCACCCCACAAGAAUGCAAAAACAGAAAAUUCACCUUUAAGGUGGUGCACCAGGGGAUGCGCUCAUACUUCCUCAGCGCAGACACCCAGGAGGACAUGCUGGGUUGGGUUCGUGCCCUGAGUCAGUCAGCCGUGAUGGAGCCAGAGAACAUCUUGAGCAGGCGCUGCUCAAGUUAUCAGGACUUCACACAGAUAGGGGGCAGCAGUGAAUCAGUGGAUUUUCCGAAACCCCUCUCAGAUGGGGAGGGUCCCUCCCAAAGAAGCCGACACGUCACCAGGACUCUCAGUGAACCGAGUCACCUGACUGGUGGGAGAAUGGGGAUGUCUCACUCUGAACAGCGAGGGAGGAGGAGGGAGCGCCAGAGAAACAGCAGCCCUUCAGGCAGAACUCCCAGCCCCUCUGAUGCCAGCAGAAGAAGGGCAUGCGGUCCGAACCAUGAGGAGGAUUUUCUCACCUACAAUUCUGGACUCAACACUCCACCCACGCCGACUGAAAUCAUUGUUGCUGGUCCUUUGACCUCCAGGGGCCAGCUGGGGUCACGACCUCACACACCAGUGGGAAGAGUAGACAUUCGUCCCCAUGAUGACCAUGGCAUGGCACCACCAAGCCUGUUUUACUGCCCCUCUUCACCUAAGCUGGAGUUCAAGUCGACUCCCAACACUCCAGUGACGGAACGCUGGCAGAACAUGAGCAAGCCAACUCCCUCCUACGGUUCAGUUCAUCACAUGUCGGGUGGAAGACGACCAUUAGCCAAGAGCUACUCCACAGGGGCACAGGCAGACUUACUGCCCCCACUGCCCCCCUCAUCCAGGGCCGCACACGCAUCCCACCCACCACAACACCACCAUCACCAUCAUCACCAUCACCGCAGCCAUUUAUCUGUUUGUGUGCUUCCGUCGGCCAUGACCCCGAAGUCAGAGCCCAGAGACCCGCCAGCGUUCAGGCCUCUGGAAAGUGAUGCAGAUGCUGUUCUGACACGACUGUGUGGGUGCGACAAACUGAUGCAGACUUUAUCUCUAGAACUGGGUCAGUUACAAAUGGACAAGGAUAGCGUCCAUUGCGCUCUGGAAGUUACUCGACUGCAGCUGGACGAGUGGGCCCAUCAGGGACCCCGGGCUCACGAGGAAGUUCUGACCCAGAAAGCUUUGCUUCAGGAGGAACUGGUCACAAUCAGAGCGAGAAUGUGUGAUGUGUCGAUGGAAAUGGAGAGGGUGUGGAGUCAGUAUGAGAGAAUGGAAAGUGAACUGUCUGUGAUUCGAUCACACCUGCAGCACAUCUGUAACUUUGGAAUGCCACAGGAUCAGUCCCAGGCCCAAAGAGACCUGUGGAUGAUGGAAGACAUUCUCUCUGGAUUAAAAGUCAACAGGGAUCAUUUCCGCUUCCUGAUGGGAUUACACAUGUACCACUCCUCAGGACCACAUCCUGGAUCUCCUGGUUCUCCGAUAGAGCAACUGCACGGUGGGCCGUCCAUGAAUGAUGAGUCUCCCCCCGCCCGGCCUCCUCUACCACAGGAGCUGCAGGAAAGCAACAACAGAAACCAUGACCCUCGCUGGCCCGAGUCCCCUCAGGAGGGAGUCCACAGCCAAUCUGAACACAGAGGAGGCAACAGCCAACCUGAUCUUCUCAACGUGAAAGUACAGAAAGACAAACGUGAAUCUCAGUCCUGCUCCAAGUGGAGCACAUCUGACACAACAACCCAAUCGACCAAGAAGACGAGGAUGGGUGAGGAGGAGCAGCUGGAGAGGAUGAAGAAGAAUCAGGAAAGAUUGAGUAAAAUGAAAAAGCCUCCCAUACCAUCCCAUGGUCAAGCGCUGAGUCAAAGUUCAGAGACAAGAGAGGAGACUCCCUUCCCUUUAAGGGUUACUAGAGUUGUCACAGCAGUGCUGCCAACCUCUCUUGUGGCCCGCCGUGUCUCGGUUGAAGACCCCCCGCCUGAGUUAGACACGCCACUGCCAGAGCAAAUCCCACCUGAGAUGCAACAGCGACUGGCUGACCAGAGCAAAAAGAACAAGUCAACUAGGCGGCUGAUGCUCCAGACCACUGCCCAGAACAAGCCCUCGAUAGAAGUAAACCAGGACGUGCAGAGGCUCAGCCGACAUCAGCAGCCAGUUUCGCCUAGGAGCCCAGUCGCAGAGGAACAGGAGAGAAAUGAGGAUGAAAAAGACAAGCUAGAGGACGGACCUGCCUCCCUCCUGACCUCUGACAUAAAAACCGACCUGUGUCUGACCCCUGAGCAGCGAGAGGCCAAACUAAAGCGCGUGGAACGAAUACGGCAGAGAGUCAUCCAAAGUGCAGCCAGAGAGAGUGCAACGUCUCACAGUCAGAUUCCUGUCAGAGAGAAGCCCCAGAACCGCCAGGUGUCUCUUGAAGCGUCACGGACGGAGCAGGCUAACACAGUACUGCCUCCUACUGGUGCAGCCCAGGAUGGAGCGAAACAGGAUCGAGGUGUCUACAGUGAGGGCAGCAAAAAGAUGUUUGAAAGCAAAGCACAGCACCAAAGUGGCCGUCAGAGAGCAGCCGUUGCCAAAACAAAAGUCAAGCGUCCAGACUCACCAUACCAUGUGUCCUCCAUAACGGUCUAUCAGAAGGACGGAGGAAAGGGAUUCACCAGCCAUCAGGAGCAGGAGAAGGAAGUGAUGAAGAGGCCUGCUACACCAGAGGAUGAUGGAAGUCUACAUGAUGAAAAAGCCAAGUGGUUUCUGUCAACAAGUCAGUGGCAGGGUUUUAUUCCAUUGCAUAUCCCAGGUUUUGACAGAAGCAAUGAGGAGGUAAAUGAUGACCACCAACGGUCCUACCACGAUGAUGGGAACGAUGAUGGAGCCAUGUCACCUAACGUCAGCCAGAGUUUGGAGAAAAUGAAAGAGAACCAUUCACUGUUCUAUAAGAUAGCGUGUGACAUCAGCAUCUCAGACACCGAUAUAACAAAGAAUGACGUACAUCCGUCUUUGUCGUGUAAAGCAGAGGGAGGCGAGGAACUCUCGAUCACAGAACCUUCCGAUAAAGAAGACAAUUUCUCAGCUCAAGGUCUAUCAAACGACGUUUCAAACUCCUCAGCUAGUUCAACAGAACAAGCAGGUGUUCUUCAAAACCCCAGGGACACAUCGAAGCCAGCGUGCAGAAGCGAAGGUGAAGAGGCAGACUCUGAUAAAAGUGAUGAUGGAGUGAAUACAAGGAAAGACGUCGGGAAGAAGUCAGACAAAAAGAAUGAGGAGCUUGACAGGAACGGAACAAUCAGUUCUGUUGGUUUGCAUGACACAAUGAAGCAAGAAGAAGACGACAACCACAACUUCAUACCUUCAUCCGGCUCACAGCAGGAGGGCGGAGGUGUAAAGAGGAGCGCCUCCUUUGGGAGACCGAGACUGACGGUUUUAAGGACAAGUUUGUAGAGCGGUCAUAGAGAGAAACCUUCCAUCGCUGCACGACUUUUCAAUGGCGAUAGCAAAAUCAAUAUAAACAUUGACUGUACUAGCUUAAGCUCAGUCGAAUCUUUUAUCAAAGUGUAAGAUGUUUUGGAUCCACUGGUAACAAGGAGCAUAGUGUAUGUAGAGGUUAACCACAACCCUCAUCCCAAUAUCAAAAGCAGGAAACUUUGGAAGUUAGCAUCUCAGAAAUACACCAACAGAUCAGCAAGAAGACGCCUUUCUUCUUUCCCAAAAAAGACUGUGUCAAUCCUUAUAGCUUCUACAGUAACCUGGACCCAGUGUUAGAUGCUUCAGACAUGCUGCGAUACUUGAGACAGUUGGGCAUCAGGAAAAUUAUUCAUGUUACUGUAUUGCACCUGGUUGAUGAAUUCAUUGACACUUCUUCCUCUGAGAAGAUGAUCGCGACACAUAGCACAUUCACUGUGGCCAAAUGCCUUAGUCUUUCUACAUUGUCUUCGGCAUUAGCAGUACAUGUUUCUUUAGCCUGAGUUUUGCAUGUUUUAGCACAUACAUUUCAUGGCAUAUCAAGUAGUAUGUGUCUGUAAAUUUGUGUUUCCGUGCAGACUUUCAACUUCAACAACUUCACUGCUGCGUGUGCUGACCUUGAAGCCCAGCUUCUUUCACAUUGCUCAUAUGUCAGUGCUGCUUUACAGUUCCUGCUGUUUGCAAUACAUAAAUAGCAAAGGAAUUAACUUGUUUUCAGACCGAUGAUAUCAUUAUAUUGCUCCGAUUAUGAAACAAAUGAGGCUUUUUGGACACUCUAUAUCCCAGUUCAAAAAGACAGUAGUAAAGUUCAAGUAAUGUUGUGAACAAAAGUAACAAGAAUUACUUAAAAACAUUUUGUAUUAAUAUGGCUUUUUGAAGGAAAAAUACAGCUUUAUGAUCUGAACCCAAAGGUUGUGCAGUGAUGGUCGGUAAAUGACAAUAUGCCAGACUAGCAUGUCUUGGAGGUGGAUGACUAAUAUGAAGAGAAGGACCUCAGGAUCCACGUCUGGUCUGAGGAGUGGGCACGUUUUAUAAACUUUGUGAAUAGUGACUUCUGCAGCUACAUGCUCCAUUAUUAAUGCUUCCAUUCCUUUCUGUAUUCCCAUCUAACAAAGAUGUGACAUGACUGCUGUUGGACAGUAACUUAUCCUUGGUAUCGCAUCCGCUGACUUUUGUUUUGUAUCACAACCAAGCUGAUGAAUAAAGAUGCUCCAGCUCGACUGCACCAGCUCAAACCUGAGGUUUCCCCUGCAUCUGGAUUGAAAGAAGGAGGGGAAAAACGCUCUGUCUCUGACAACAACCAAAAAAAAAAACCUGAUGCAGAAUUAAA